Marasmius oreades (fairy-ring Marasmius) is the source of this 1069-nucleotide messenger RNA. RefSeq lists its product as uncharacterized. The coding region runs from base 451 to 729 and encodes 92 amino acids. The record is from RefSeq and is a predicted model, not a curated record. Lineage: Eukaryota; Fungi; Basidiomycota; Agaricomycetes; Agaricales; Marasmiaceae. The transcript is spliced from 4 exons.
UUCUUCCCUUCCCAUUGGAUAACUUUCUUCCUUCCAUCUCCCACAUACAUGCCCUUCUUUCAAAAUGCAGUCUCUACGACGAUACGGAAUGGAAAUUUUGCUUGUGUCGCUGGAGGCCAGCUCAUCGUUCAUCCCCAGUCGCAAGAACCAACUGCUCUGAUCGACCUCAAGCACCAGUUUCCGUUGGUGCCCCGGGGGAAGAUAUUUUUUACUAAAACAGGUAGACGGACCUCUCGACAUAGAAGCCGACGUCGUCACUGCAGAUGAGGGAAACCUCUCUGACUGCCACCAAAUCAGAAGAGUUGUCUGCACCCAAACGAUGUAUUACACAAACGUGGUUGACGUUGGGCACAAUCCCAUGAAGUUCUGUGUGGUUAAGUACGGUGGAAGACAUGCGCACGAGGUCGUUAUUGCUUUUGCUCUCUUAACGACAGUGAAGAUACCCGUCAAAUGCCGCCUGGUUUAGCUCAACGAUUUCUUGACAAUGAAGACCUACCAGUCACAGGCCUCUCCGAUGACCUUGAAAUCCUCAAAAUUCACGAUUCUGGACUUGAAAUGACCGUGUGCACGAUCCCGAAUCUAUGGGUCCAGCCUUCCAGCGGUCACUUGUGCGUUAUGCCGAGCCUUCAGAGGGGCCGUCGGAAUCCGGUAAGCUCGUGGUACAUGUUGAAUACCGGGUCGGGAGAAACAGAGCUUAAACUCAUCCCCCCUGUUUCGUUGACAUCGUAGUACCUCGACGACAGGGAACCCAUUCGGCAUGUAGGCGUACAUGUUAUCUCGCUUCUUGCAUCUGAGAAACCAGUAGCCGAGAUCAAAAAGCAGUGCUUAGCCGACAUCCGGAGUUUCAGGCUGGACAGAUUAUUUAGUUCCGCGGAAGCAAUACAUGUGCUCAGGAGGUGGACUUAGAGCGGGGGUCCACGAUAAUACUAACCCCGGAGGAGGCCCAAUAUCAAACGGAUCGUCUGUGUAGUAUAUACUGCUUGGCUAUCACAGGCACACUACGUCUUUCGCGUUCUUCACAUUACACCCAAGAAUUUUCCACGGUUUAAACGUGAGCUAUCUUACUUCU